Molecule: messenger RNA, 2264 nt
Organism: Fundulus heteroclitus (mummichog)
Lineage: Eukaryota; Metazoa; Chordata; Actinopteri; Cyprinodontiformes; Fundulidae
Gene: kctd6a
Product: potassium channel tetramerization domain containing 6a
Exons: 8
Coding region: 380-1099 (239 amino acids)
Biological process (GO): protein homooligomerization
Molecular function (GO): protein binding
Source: RefSeq, a predicted model, not a curated record
UUUUGAAGCGUCCUACCGGAAGUGUCGUCUGAGGCGUAAACAAAGGAUGUAAACAAGGUGGCUAGCAGCUUUAACCUGCUGUUAUAACCCGGGUAGCUGCUGUUAUGGAGCCAUGUGAGAUGCUGUAAAGCUGAGCUUCCUCCUCAGCCUGCAGGAUGAACUGAAGGGUUUCUAACCUCCGCUCCGUGACGAUGGCGUCGUCGCAGCUGAAGCAGAGUUGAUUUCCCAACCAGCAGGAGGGCGGCUUGUUCACCUGUUUUAAUCUGCACCCAUUCAUCCGCCGUCAGCGUCCUCCUCCUCGCCGGCUAACAGGUGGAGACUUGAAAUGAUGGUGUUGGCGCUGUGAGCGGCAGAGGGAGACGACGACGGCCAGCGGCAGAUGGAGAAUGGAGACCUGGGUCAUAUGAUGGGGGAGCCGGUGAGUCUGAACGUGGGCGGCUGCGUUUACAGCACGUCUCUGUCCACGCUGAAGCAAUACCCGGACUCCAUGCUGGGCGCCAUGUUCAGAGGAGACCUCCCAACAGUGAAAGACUCCAGAGGAAACUACUUCAUCGACCGCGACGGCCCGCUGUUCCGCUACAUCCUCAACUUCCUGCGCACGUCUGAGCUCACGCUGCCGUGCGACUUCAAGGAGACGGAGCUGCUCCGGAAGGAGGCCGACUUCUACCAGAUCGAGCCCCUGAUCCAGUGCCUGGGAGACCCCAAACCCCUGCUGCCAUACCCCACGGACACCUACGAGGAGGUGGUGGAGCUCUCCAGCACCAGGAAGCUCUCCAAGUACUCCAACCCCGUCGCAGUCAUCAUCACACAGCUCACCAUCACCACUAAGGUCCAUGCCGUGCUGGAGUCCAUCUCCAGCAGUUUCACCAGGUGGAACAAACACAUGAUGGACACCAGAGACUAUCAGGUGUCCUUCACGUUCGGACCGUGCGACUACCAGCAGGAGGUCAGCCUGCGUGUCCACCUCCUCGAAUUCAUCUCCAAAGCAGGUUUCACAAUCAGAAACACGCGGGUUCUGCACAUGAGCGAACGAGCCAAUGAGAACACGGUGGAGCAUCACUGGACGUUCUGCCGCCGGGUCCAUAAAGCCGCCGACUGACAACCGUUGGUUGGGUCUGAAGCUGAGCCUCUGAUUCUGAACACCAGGGACUUCAGGGACAAAUGCAUCCGUUCAUAUUCGUAUCGUUGGUUCUGUUUGGUUCUGCAUCAUGCCGGGGUGGAAAUUUAAAGUCUUACUGAACAUCUUAGUGGUUACAGCGCCUCGUAAUUGUUACUUCUAGAAGCAAACUAUCAAAUUAGGUUUGCUCAUUGAAAAAGCUCAUAGUUAUCUGGCACCAAUUCAUACAUUUGUUCUGACACAAACUGGUUCUGGUGCCGAUGGCUGCGGGUCACUUUGCUAUUUAAAACGUAUUAACUAGCCAGUUUAUAUGCUUGUACUUAACCAUUGCUCAUUGGUUAAUUUAUAUAUUUUUAUUAAUUAUUGAGAUAAUAACCAUAAAAGGACGUGACUUCAGAGUUUUAUUUAUACAUUGUCAUUUAUUCUACCUGUAUCACUUCAUUAUUGAUCUUUCUUCGUAAUAAAAUGUGUCCUCGCUCUGCGUCUAACCGGCUCCUCAGGGAGCAGUGAGCUCCCACUGGGCAGCGCCGAGGGUUCUGGGGCUGAGGGCCUUGCUCAGGGGCCCAGAGGGUCAGUCUGUGGGAUUGGAACCAAGGAACUUGAAGCCCCUCUAGGAUGUAAGUGCCAUGCUCUCUAAGCCCAAGGCCAGCAGUGAAACCAGGCCAUUUGACUUUUAUAGAAUACGAUGACCCUGAUAGAACCAAAAUAACUCUAAAGUGAACUCUGGGUGUUAUUUAUUGGAGUCAAACUACAACGUUUCCUUUCAGAAGAUGCGGCGAGAUUCUAGAAAAAUCCCUUUAAAUCAGUUGUUGAAACAAGUAUAAAACCUUCACUAAAUUUUCAGCCAAUCAGCAGUCUGGUGAUCGGAUUCUCACUCAAAUGAACUUCUUUAAACUCAACAGUUUGGUGCUUUUCUCCAGCAGCGUUACACCAGGAAUUUCAUUUUCAGCUGCAGCAGAUGUGCGUUGAUCAGAUUCAUGGCUUUCCACUCCUGGUAUCAGGAUUUCUCCACUGAAACAUUGUCUGUUUUGUCAUAAAAUGUGUUAGACAUGAAGGCACCGUAGAGAAGGUAGUUAUAGCUGCAAGUGUUAGUAUUUCAUGUUUAGAGUUAGCUGCAGCACUAUUAAAAAACCAUGUGAACCCUACA